GCACCAGAGGCUGGAAGGUCUCAACAUAAAAAAACAACUCCAUUUCCAGACAAACAUGCUUUCCAAUUAAAAGUGGUUUUGUGUGGACGUUUCAUUUUUCAUUUUUACUUGACCAACACUGAUAAUUUCCUUUUUGACAAAUCAUCGCUGCCACCGCUGUGGAUCACUGAGGGAAGUCUCGUUUAUUUGCGCAACAGGUUCUGUCUCACACAGAUCUUAUUCCGAUCCAUGUAGGAGGAAGAAGCAUGUUGUCAAGGUUUCGGUCCUUUGGGGUCCAGCAGGAGAUCAACUCAUGGGAUGUGGCGGCAACAGAGUCAGGUUUAACUUUGGAAAGGUGCUCUCCAAAGUCUCCGUGUUCUUCACCAUGGUCCUGAUAUUCACCUAUUUCUUCUACUGUCUCACCGGAUUUUGCGAUUCGGCUCCGAGGACUUUAUAUAGCCAAGCUGCUGCAGAUGGGGACUAUGACAACCAGGUGCAGUUGGACCUGCGGCCGCCUCCUCCUCUCCGAUCCGGCGCGCAGCUCCAGAACCGUACAGCCUCUCCGGACGUGCCGCAGGUGGUGGACGCGGUGGAGGAGCUGCAGCAGUACGAGCAGGGAAGCGAGAAGGAGACAAACAGCAUACCCGUUUCCAACACCUACGGGACUAAAAGGCUUCCAAAUGCGAUUAUAAUCGGCGUGAAGAAAGGAGGAACCCGCGCCCUGCUGGAGUUUCUGCGCAUCCAUCCGGACGUCAGGGCGUUUGGCGCAGAGCCUCAUUUCUUCGACAGGUUUUAUGACAGAGGGCUGGAGUGGUACAGGAACCUGAUGCCCCGCACUCUGGACGGACAGAUCACUAUGGAGAAGACACCAAGCUACUUUGUAACCAAGGAGGCUCCCAGCCGUGUCUGCACCAUGAACUGCCAAACCAAGCUGAUCGUUGUGGUGAGGGACCCCGUGACGCGGGUUGUGUCUGACUACACCCAGACCCUCACCAAGAACCCGGGACUCCCGUCCUUCCAGAGCCUUGCCUUGAGGAACUCCUCCGCGGGACCGAUCGACACCACUUGGAGCGCCGUGCGCAUCGGCCUCUACGCCAAGCAUCUGGAGAACUGGCUCCGGUAUUUCCCGCUGUCUCACUUUCUGUUUGUCAGCGGCGAGCGGCUCGUGUCCGACCCCGCGGGGGAGAUGGGAAGGGUUCAGGACUUCCUGGGUCUGAAAAGGGUCAUUUCGGACAAACACUUCUACUUCAACCAGACUAAAGGUUUUCCCUGCUUGAAGAAGCCGGAGGGGAGCAGCAGACCUCGCUGCCUUGGGAAGUCCAAAGGUAGACCUCAUCCCCAGAUCCCAGCCGAGGUUCUGCAGAGACUCAGGGACUUCUACAGACCUUUUAACCAACGGUUCUACCAGAUGUGUGGACAAAACUUUGGCUGGGACUGAUCAACAAGGUUCUGCCUUAAGAAAAAGCCUCUUAAUGUUUCUUUUACAGUUUUCACAGAUCAAAGAUUCUCAGGGAGGGCUGAAGGCAAAGAUCGUUUUGCCUGUGGAUGCAACAUGACAUGCAGCACUCAUAAACUGCAACAUUUUAGCUGUAGAGGUGGAGCUCAGAAUGACCAAGUGCUGCUAAUGUGCUAAGAUACACCCAUGAGGACGUUAAACUGCUCUCUUAUGUUUCAUUUUGGUUUGAAGGUUUCACUUUCAUGUCUUUUAUCCAGAUUUGUGUUUAUAAAAUGAGGUCAUAUUUAUAGUUUAUGUUGAUAUGAAUAGUACAUUUUUAUACAAAGACUUUUUAUUUAUUACCAUGAACUGUUCAUUACGUGGCAAAGAGCGAGACGAAAAUGGUAUAAUAACCGACAGGGCAUUGGGGACAAUGUCAUACUUUGACACUUUCAUAUUUUUGUUGCAUUUUUGUUUUGUUUCACACAAAACAGACAAUCAGAUCAUUAGUUUGAUGUUGUAAAACAUUGUAUUGAUGGCAAUUUAUACCUCAAAUGUAAAUAUCUAAUUAAAAGCACACAUACCAAUACUGUA
Messenger RNA from Fundulus heteroclitus (mummichog), 2008 nucleotides. RefSeq names its product heparan sulfate glucosamine 3-O-sulfotransferase 6. The record is from RefSeq and is a predicted model, not a curated record. The transcript has 2 exons. Lineage: Eukaryota; Metazoa; Chordata; Actinopteri; Cyprinodontiformes; Fundulidae. Gene Ontology annotation, molecular function: [heparan sulfate]-glucosamine 3-sulfotransferase activity. Bases 293 to 1417 code for a protein of 374 amino acids.